Messenger RNA from Mustela lutreola (European mink), 769 nucleotides. RefSeq names its product cytochrome c oxidase subunit 4 isoform 1, mitochondrial. Gene Ontology annotation, biological process: mitochondrial electron transport, cytochrome c to oxygen. The record is from RefSeq and is a predicted model, not a curated record. Bases 142 to 651 code for a protein of 169 amino acids. Lineage: Eukaryota; Metazoa; Chordata; Mammalia; Carnivora; Mustelidae. The transcript has 5 exons.
GGUGACCUCCGGCGCGGCCGAGUCCUCCUCGAUCCCGUGGUGCUCCGCGCGCGCGCCCUCGCUCUCUUCCGGUCGCGGGCAGCGGGGGCACAGAGGGCGGUCGCGGCGGUCGCGGCGGGCAGCGGCGGGGGCAGCGGCAGAAUGUUGGCUACCAGAGUGUUCAGCCUCCUCGGCAAGCGGGCGAUUUCCACCUCCGUGUGUGUCCGAGCCCAUGGAGGCGUCGUGAAGAGUGAAGACUACGCUCUCCCGAGUUACGUCGACCGGCGUGACUACCCCCUGCCUGAUGUGGCCCACGUGAGGAACCUCUCUGCCGGCCAGAAGGCCUUGAAAGAGAAGGAGAAGGCUUCCUGGAGCAGCCUCUCCAUGGAUGAGAAAGUCGAAUUGUACCGCAUGAAGUUCAACGAGAGCUUCGCGGAGAUGAACCGGAGCACCAACGAGUGGAAGACGGUCGUGGGCGCCUCCUUGUUUUUCGUCGGUUUCACCGCGCUCAUCCUGAUUUGGGAGAAGUACUACGUGUACAGCCCGGUCCCGCACACCUUCGAGGAGGACUGGGUGGCCAAGCAGACCAAGAGGAUGCUCGACAUGAAGGUCAGCCCGGUUCAGGGCUUCUCGGCCAAGUGGGAUUACGACAAGAACGAGUGGAAGAAGUAGAGGAGUCUGCACCCCCCUCCGAGCCUCACCGCGCGGUCCCACCUCUGCAUGGCUCAGCAGCGUCCCUGGAAACCAUCGUGUCGCAGCACCAGUGCUAAUAAACGAGCAGUCUACACGA